Molecule: messenger RNA, 720 nt
Organism: Rhagoletis pomonella (apple maggot)
Lineage: Eukaryota; Metazoa; Arthropoda; Insecta; Diptera; Tephritidae
Exons: 2
Coding region: 1-720 (239 amino acids)
Biological process (GO): DNA integration
Molecular function (GO): nucleic acid binding
Source: RefSeq, a predicted model, not a curated record
AUGGGGGCUACUGCGGAAAAUUGUGCGAAAACCCUGAUAGAUGAGGUAUUCCUGCGUUACGGAGUCCCAAGACGAAUUAUCAGUGACAAUGGAGUGCAGUUUGUAUCCGCAGUGAUGCAGAAGGUUGCAUUCUGCCUUGAAAUAAGUCAGGUGUUCACACCGGUAUAUCAUCCCCAGGCGAAUCCGGUGGAGCGAAAGAAUCGAGACAUGAAGGCACAGUUGGCGAUAUUGGUCGCGUUUCUUACAUUCGGGCGUGAACCAAGAACUAUAGGCGAUGUCCAGCAUGAUUUAAGGUCAAUCAUUCAGUCGGAGAACUUUGUUACCGAAAUCACACCAUACUUAGCCACGCUCACUGAAGUGUUCCAAGCUGCUCGCGAAUGUGAACGGAAGCAGCAAGAUGCUAACAAGCGUGCUUCUAACCUACGACGGCGUGAUCAGGAAGAUUUGGAAAUUGGCUCUAAGGUUCUGGUCACCACACAUGUCCUAAGCAAUGCUACCAAGGGUGUAACGUCCAAAUUCGCACCACGACGAGACGGGCCUUACGUUAUCAUCGGUAGACAGGGUUCUACUUCCUACGUGAUUGCUCACGAGGACAACCUGCAACAUCCUUUGGGCACAUAUAAUGCAUCUUCAUUAGUACGAUAUCGCAGUUCCAGUGACGAAUACGAAGGUCCCAUUAACAUGAUACGGCGUAGAGGACGACCCCGAGAGACCACAUAG